Megalobrama amblycephala (Wuchang bream) is the source of this 5684-nucleotide messenger RNA. Its product is annotated as leucine-rich repeat transmembrane neuronal protein 4. Gene Ontology annotation, molecular function: protein binding. Lineage: Eukaryota; Metazoa; Chordata; Actinopteri; Cypriniformes; Xenocyprididae. The coding region runs from base 923 to 2608 and encodes 561 amino acids. The transcript is spliced from 3 exons. The record is from RefSeq and is a predicted model, not a curated record.
UCGCAUAAAGCAUCUAAAACUUCAAAAGGAACAUAAAAGCAGUAUUGGCUACAUAAAAGAUUUUGAGAUUUGUGAUGAUUUGUUGUUUGGCCAAGAAAUAGCUAGACAUCUCUGGAUCGUUUGUUUGUUCUUCUUUUAUGUUAGUCGAUCUAAUAGACUUGUUGUGUCACCCACUCGUUUUCCUCUGGAAAUAUCGAGUGUGUGUGAAAUGAGAGGAGAAGAGAUUGCUGUUGGAGAUGUCAGUUCGCCAGAAGAGGGCAUUCGGAUUCUGUCUGACAAAGUUAUGGUGCGACAGGCGGUUGUGGUUAACCGCUCACAAUCCUGCUGCAUCUCUGUACUGUCGGGAACUGUACAGGAGAGGAGAAACAUUCCCGAUGGAGUGGAGGACACUUCUAAACAAUAUUCUCUGAGUGCAAUAAUUUUAGACUGGAUUGAAAUCUCCUAAACAUCAUAAUUUUCAUUUAUAAUAAAAUAUCCACGGAUUACUCUACGGUAAGCAUCAUCCUUUCGGGAAAGACAGUGUUUGCGCAUUAUGCUGCGAUGGAAUAUACUGAGGCGGAAGGGGAUUGCUGGGAUUUCCAUAAGUUUGACUUGUGGUAGAUAACUUGGAUUUGGAAUCGCGCGUCUUCGAUUCUGUCUGUGACUUAAGCUAAAAUUCUAGGAUUAAAAUGGAUUCUUUCUGUUCGAGUGGAUGUUUAUUAUGAAACAAAUUGUUUUGAGGGGAAUGGAAAGAUAUGAUCAGUGGUCAGUCAGGAGAGACUGAAGAUUUCCCGGGUCUGCUCUGCGGUGGAGGACUACAGGCGGGAACGUGCGCGUGUGGAAGAACCGAACCAUCUGAAGAGAGCGCGUGCCAUGCCGUUUCGGGUCUCGAACGGUAGAAAGCUGUAAAAACCUGUGGCGAGGAGUUGACUGAGACGCGGUGAUGGGCUUUGCCAUGAGGCACCGCUGGUUCAUGGUGCCACUGCUAAUGCAGGCAUGGCUCUCUGCCACCCCUUGCUUUGGUGAGCGACCUUGCCCUCGGAGCUGCCGAUGUGAUGGAAAGAUUGUAUACUGUGAGUCUAGUGCAUUCCGUGAUGUUCCCAAGAACCUCUCUGGUGGCUGUCAAGGCCUGUCCCUGCGGUAUAACAGCUUGGCAAGCCUAAAGGCUGGACAAUUCGUUGGCCUCAACCAGCUCAUUUGGCUGUACCUGGACCACAACUACAUUGCCAAUGUGGAUGCACGUGCUUUUCAAGGGAUACGGAGGCUCAAAGAGCUAAUAUUGAGCUCCAACAAGAUAACACUUCUUCAUAACACCACAUUUCACCUGGUACCAAACUUGAGAAACCUGGACCUUUCUUAUAACAAGCUACAAGCUCUGCAGCCAGGGCAGUUCCAGGGACUGCGCAAGCUACUUAGUUUGCACAUGCGCUCCAACUCCCUUAAGAAUCUCCCCUCUCGCCUUUUUCAGGACUGCCGUAAUCUUGAGUUCCUUGACCUUGGCUACAACCGUCUGCGCAGCAUUACUCGCAAUUCAAUGUCUGGCCUGCUGAAGCUAACUGAGCUGCAUAUUGAACAUAACCAGUUCUCCAAAAUCAACUUUUUCAACUUCCCACGCUUCUAUAACUUGCGUGCUCUUUACCUACAGUGGAACCGCAUUAGAACCAUGAGUGAAGGCCUUACGUGGACCUGGACAUCACUGCAGAAGCUAGACCUUUCAGGAAAUGACCUGCAGGAGAUAGAUGCAGAAGUGUACCGGGCCAUGCCGAAUCUGCAGACACUUAACCUGGAUUCAAACAAGCUUGUCAAUGUGUCUCAAGAAGCUGUGGAUGCCUGGACCUCUCUGACUGCAAUUAGUCUGGCAGGAAACAUGUGGGACUGUGGGCCAGUUGUGUGUCCACUAGUGGCCUGGCUGAGAACCUUCCGUGGAAACAAAGAGAUUAAUAUGAUUUGUGCAUCACCCAAAGAAGUUCAGGGGGAAAAGGUUAUGGAUGCAGUUGACGCCAAUAGAGUUUGCAUGAUUCCCCCUGCUACGCCAUCAACCGUAAUUGCUCCCUCUACCCCUUUUGUUGCCUUUGCAAAGCCCCCAGCCAGCUCUUUCAUCCCGACUCUUAAAUCUAGAGAUAGCAGAGGGGGCCAGGGGACGUCCUUGGAAGGUACCACCUCUUCAGCACCUUCUCAGCCCGCUGUCCCACCACCUGAGCAAGACUUCGAACCGGUGUCAUUCCACAAGAUAGUGGCAGGAAGUGUUGCCCUUUUCCUGUCAGUUGCCAUGAUCCUCCUGGUAAUUUAUGUCUCAUGGAAGCGCUACCCAAGCAGUGUAAAGCAGCUGCAGGAAAACUCGGCUGCAGCUCGCAAACGUCGGAAAAAGUCACGGGAGACAGAACGCACACUCAGCACACCAUUGCAGGAGUACUAUGUGGACUACAAGCCUAAUAACACAGAGGGCACAGAUGUGCUAGUCAAUGGUACUGGGCCAUGCACCUACACCAUCUCUGGCUCCAGAGAAUGUGAGAGAGGGUUCGAUAGGUCUCGGGAAGCCCAGAGGGCAGGAGACUGGAGACAAGGACAGCCAAUCCCCCCAUUUCACUCCCACCUCGCUCCAUCUCCCAGCACUGUUCAACCACGCUAGGACUUGCAUCUAAAUAAGAGGAUCUGAAUACCGCUGCUUCAUCCCACGAGGCUGGUAAAACAACUACAAACACACACCGACACAUGAAAAGACACAUUCUUGCCCACAAAAUAUGUUUAUCAGUAAUAUUAAUGCGCACGUUCAUCGACCGUUUAGGCUGUACACACAUCCAUAAACUCCCUAACAUAAAUGCUUCUUAAACAUUUCUUACAGUUAUAGUUCAUCCAAAAAUUCUGUCAUCAUUUCCACACCUUUUAAUUGCAUACUUGCUUCUGUUGAAUACAAAAGGAGACAAUGCAAUUACAUUGAAUGAGGACUGAAGCUUUCAAAUUUCAUAAAGGAUGCAAAUGCAUCAUAAAAUUGGUCAAUACAAGUUGUAAAUCUGAUAUGUGAGCUGUAACCAGUCAGUGUGAUUUGUAAACUUGUCAUUUAGAUUGGUUUUGUGAACUGAUUGAAAAUAUUAAACUUAAGAAUUAUUCAAACAAUCAUACAUCACUACUUCUCUCAUAAACAUACUAAGGAGAACAAGGGUGGUUGUUAAGAUUAUCUGUGAGUAACGAUGUAAAUUUUGGUGUGUUUCUACACAAAUUUAUCGUAUGACUUCAUAAAACAUGGAUUAUGCCGCAUGCAUGACACAGAACACAUAUUACGAUACUUCUGUGGUGUUUUUGCAUCCCUUUUGAAGCUUAAAUGCUACAGUCCUCAACAAAACAUGGACUACAGUCUUCAAAUUGUCAUUGUCCUUUUUGUUACACUGAAGAAAGGAAGUCCUACAGGUUUGAAAUUACAUUCAAAUAAGUAAAUGAUGACCGAAUUUCCAUUUUCGAGUGAACUAUUCCUUUAAAGAUCUGCACGACAUCCUCUCACAUCGCCACACACACAUCAGCUUUGGCAGAAAUAUUCUGCAGGCUACAGAUUAAAUUACUGCCAUGGUGAAACUAUAAACAAAUUAAGUGGCUGGCAAAGACUGCUAUAAGGAACAUCCUUUGCCAGAAUCCGAAUGCUGUUUUUGUCCAAAAAGAUGGGGAUAAAACCUUCAUUCUUUUUUGUUUCAGGGAAGUUGGUGUGUGAUUUUUGUGUUGGUAGGAAUUGGGAUUUCAGUGGGUGUUAUGGCUCAGUGGGACUCAGAUUAUUACUUUUUUUCUGCUACAUCAUCCACAAUCUGCACAGGUGGAUCAUUCCCAUAAUCCUGAUAAGUGCAAAAGUAUGGAUCUACUGCUCAAGUGCACAUAGCUGUUUUUUUCUGUCAUAAGUUUACUUCCCACUUGUAGAAUCUGUAAGACGUUUAGGAUUUGUUUUAAAAUAGCACUCUAUAUUAAGUACUGAGGCAGUGUAAACUUUUUUUAAACAGACUAAUUUGUGUAAAUUUUGUUAUUAUUUAGUCUUGUGGAAUAUGUGUAAAUAUCUCUGUAUCAAAUAGCUUCAAAGCUGUACUAAAUAAACAAAAUGCAUUUUUUAAAGAUACUCAUUUUUCUUAAAAAUUAUAAAGAAUCUUGCAGAUUCUGCCAAGGGUAUGUAAAAUUAUGGGGAGAACUGAUAGAGGUCUGGAAAAGUCAUUACGUUGAAUCACGAAUCUGCACUGUAAACAAAAUUUUUUAACCUGACCUGACAGUUCAAAUUUUCGGUCCGAUCCCAAUCCAAACUCAAAAUUUCUCAGCAACAGCCCACUAACCUCUGACUUGAAGAUGAAGUGUGAGAACAUAUGCGCAAAAUGAACCAUGUUAUAAUGCUUUUUUCAUUGUUUACAAAUUACUCAAAGUUAUUAUACUCAAAGUUACUGAAAUGAACUUGGCAUGAAACCUUGGGUGAGCUAAAAAUGAAGUAUUUGUACAGCGCUUUUUAUGAUACACAUUGUAUAAAAGUAGCUUUACGGAAAUUCGUGAUGUUGAAGUUUAUACCUUAAUGCCUAAUUAUCCACAUUUAGGAGCUUAGAGGUGAGUGAUAGGAUAGUUUACAUUUAGUGAUGAUAUAAACAAUCAAGCAGUUGAUAUAUCACUUUAUGUGAGUGUAAUGUAUGUAUGUGGGUAAAGCUGUGUACAGUAGUUUUAAGUUGCCGUUAUUCAUUUGCUAUGAAAAAGACCUAUAAUAUAUGUUCAUAUCCACUAUUUUAUGCGACAAAUUACAGAUUUAUGAUUAAGAACUUCAACAAAUAGACGUUCUGAGUCUCAUCAGAUUGUGAUUUUCUUAGUAGCCUGCAAUUCUCAUUUCAGACUUGGUUCCACUUCAGCUGUUGUGUGAAACAGCAGUUUUUAAUGUCAAACUAAAGAUGGAGAUUAUUUUCGUCUCAUGAAUUCAUCAAAAUACGCAUCCAAUUAUUUUUCAUGCUACGUUUCCCCAUCAAGUAUACCUUGGAACGAACAGAGCAUUGAAAAUGAGCUACUACCAUGGACGCAGGGCCCACACUAAUACAGUGACCUUUUAAGUUGACAAGUGUGGAAUGUGAUUGUGCGCUUAUUGCAAGUGUGUAUUUGUUGCAGAACGUUCUGUCCUCCGCUCUUAACUCAGGCUUGUAAUAGCAUGAGAGUCGGGCUCAUGUCUCAGUGUGUUCUGAUGCCUAACUAAUCAUUCAACAUCCGAUAAAGACGGCAUUAUCGGAACUGCAUGACGGCCUAAUGUAGCCAUUUAAAGGUGAAGUAUGCAGUUUCUGCGACACUAGUGGCACCUAGCGGAAUUACACCCCUUUGAUACACCCCUUUCUCAUGUCACGCCUCCGCAACUCAAACAUCACAAAUACAGCUCUUAGGGGUGCUUUUGAAAGGAUGUCUAACAUAGGCAUGGGCUUAUAAGAGGAUUUGAUAGCCUUAGGCAAAGAUAUCAUGGUUUCACGGUAUCGCGAUUACAGCUUUAAAAUGUUAUUUUUAAAUUUACGGGUAAAAAGCAACAUGUGGAAUAUUUGGAACUGAUGUAGUAAACAUGUAUGUCAGGUUAAAUAAAUAAAUAAAAUACAUAAUUGAAUUCUGAAAUAAGAACAAGUAAACAAAUUGCAAAGAUAGCACAAAUAAAUACAAUAGAAUAAAGAGACAAAUGGAAAAACAUGUCUUUAAAGGGUUAGUUCACCCAAAAAUGAAAAUAAUGU